AGCGUACACAGUACGUGCGAAAAGUGCGUCGAGCUCCAAUCACGAUAGCCGUCAUAAAUAUCGAGGGGUAAAUGCGAAAUUGAUAAUUGGUCGUCUGCUCUCCGUCGAAAGUAGAGGCUACUUUACCGUUUGUUCAAUUUCCACGAGAAAAAUAAAAUCUGUUGAAACCGCAUUGGCUAUUGAAAGCCAGCCAUGGGGAAGUCUACCGAAGAGAAACUUUUAGAGUACAUCAGAGAAGGGGAAGUUUUAAAAGUGAAAUCUUAUCUGAAGAAACAUGCCCUUCUUGAUCUGAAUCUAAUUCGGCACCGGGAUCAGCUGCUUCGUACACCGCUGCACAUCGCCUGCGCUGCCGGCCAUGAGAAGAUUGUCCGGCUGCUGAUGCGCCUUGGGGCGAGCUCUGAAAUCCAGGAUUCAAAGGGGGAUACACCCCUUCAUCUAGCUCUCAGGCGUGUCCUACAUGGAGAUGAAUAUGCAUUUUCUGAACUGGUCAUCCCCAUUCUGGAGAAGAGCAACCGUAACGUGAUAGAUGUGAGUAAUGAUGUCGGAUUCACGCCACGUCAGAUGAUGAAUGAAACAAACAACAAAUGGCAGUUCGUUACCAUGACGGAUUUGGAGGGCCGUCUAAACCGAAGACAUGACGAGAGUAAACACGAAAAAGAACCACAAUGGAAGACAGUCGAUGAACAUCUCGAUGAAAAGGUCAUGUGGGAACAUGAUUGCUGGGAAGAUUACGCUGGCCACGACUGUGAUUCUUUCGACGCCUGGGCGAGUCGGAUAGCGCAAGAGUUCCGUCGCAAGCACCAGGAGGAGGAGAAGAAGUACCAACCCCAGGCACCCAAGGUCCAACACAACAUCCGGCUCCAGCGGGAGUACGUUCCCACCCCCGAGGCAAAGCAGGAGACACAAUGGAGGAAACAGGAGAUCCAGAUGCAACGUCAGAAGGUCCGUCGCGUCGAGCGUGAACGCCAGAAGACUCUGAAGCAGAAGCACUCCUACAUGAAACUCUGCGACAAGGUCUUCCAUGAGAUGGCCAACGAUCUUCUACGGUUCCGCGACAUUCCCUGGCCCUGCUCCACUGGCAAGGUAGAGAACAUGAUCAAGGUGCUUCUCUGCGACGUGGACGUGACCAACAAACAGGAGCUUCGGCGGUUCAUCAAGGCACAACAGCUCAUAUGGCACCCGGACAAGUUCCUGCAGCGGUGUGGACAGCGACUGGUACAGAGGGACAGGCAGCAGAUUAUCGGAAAGGUCACCGAGUUGGCGCAAACACUGAACCAGCUGUACGACAUUGGAACGCUACCCAAGGGUCUACUAUAGUCGCAAGAGAUGUUCAUAAAGAGGUUCUCCCCUGCUGCUUCAGCGGUGCUCAUCGACUUCAAGCAAACAAUAUUGGCCCCUCGUAAGCGAACGUCAUCAUAUAUCAAAGACUUUGCUCAGCAAAGGGAUCGACAUCGGUAAACUCGAAUUGAAAUCUAGCAGAAUGACUCUUGUACGAUUUUUUUUUUUCGUUCAAUUAUAAUGAGUUUGAAAUGAAGGAAUCAGCAUUGAGACAUUACAUACAUUUUGAGAUCUACUGUAUAUAGUAGGCAUAUUGUUGUUUUCUGCUGAUUAUCAGGAAUACUACAUUCGUAAUGUUUUUCAAAACACUUUUUUUGUAUUAGUUUUUUUCUAUUGGUCUGUAUAUUUUAUCUCUCUCAACGACGUACUGAUGAUGUAUAAUUUAGGUGAAUUGUGUUAUCCAAGUAGGCGAAUUAAGAGCAAUUUUAAGUGUAUGUGUUGAGGUGAUUGAAAUUAAAUGUUUAAUGGGAGAUUAUACAACAUUACAACAAGGCAGCCUGGUGUAUAUGUUGCAUUAGUGAAGGAAAUUUAGGCAUAUGAGUCUCAUAAUGAAUUAUUGUUGCAUUGCUUAGAUUAAUAUCAUUAGACAUACAUGUGUUUCAAUUUACUUCACAAAGACUGAGAUAGUUUAAUAGUUAAAUAAUUUGGACAACAUUGAGGUAUUGUAUAUUCUGUUCCAUUAUAAACUAAUUCAGUUUCCAUGGUUACAGAAUGAUCGAUAUGAUAUUCCAGAUUUUAAAGCCAAAUGCAAAGAAACCGGUAAUUCUGACAAGAGUUGUGGACUAAUUAUUACAAUCGACUCCAAGAGCUGACGUCAAAACUGAUAAAGGGUUGUUUUUGCUUCAUACAGAAACAAAAACAUAAUUGGUUCCUUCGCGAAACAAACAAAACAAAUCUAACAUCUGAAUGUUUUGGUAACGUGCUAGCCUCCUGACAUGUAUUCAUAUCCUCUACUUAGUGUUUAAAGGCUGUAUACCACUUUGUACGCUUGAAAUAUUUAACUUCUUAAACACAGCGAUAGAAUAAACUCUCGUUUACGAAUUCACCGUAGACUGUAGAAUUUGGAAACUGCUUUAAAACUCUAAAUAAACCUCAAGAUCCUGUAAUUAUCAUAAACCUGACUGACUUGUUUUCCUUCUGAUGACAUUUUAUUUAGACAUCAAAUAUCUGAUUGAUUACGUCCCAUAAAUCAAUCGAUAAAUUCGAUUCCGUCAUAGAAUCUUAUCCCAGUUGUAUAAAUACACAAAAAGAUUACGCAUUCAAUUUAAAGUUGGUCUUUCUAUACAUGUGAUCGCAGUAUGGUAUAAUGAUUGCACGUGAUGAAUGUCAUGUUUGCAAUAUUUGUAUAAGUGACAUGCCUACCUAAUACCUUUAAGUGUAUUAAUUUCUUGAUCGUCUGUAGAGAUGACCUUAAGGAGUUGCACGUUAUCUUGUCAUACAUCUUACACGUGAGUCUGAGCGGAAAGGUGCUGAACUUAGUCCAACUUCUCGAGUGGGUUUUUCCUUCCUUCAUGAACCAUAAUUUGUCUCCUCUAAGUGCAUGCGAAUGGGUGCGGAUAUUUACUGUUGCUUUCUCAGUAGUCGCCUUGUUUUGAUAUUACA
Messenger RNA from Strongylocentrotus purpuratus (purple sea urchin), 2940 nucleotides. RefSeq names its product NF-kappa-B inhibitor-like protein 1 (gene nfkbil1). The transcript has 6 exons. Gene Ontology annotation, molecular function: protein binding. Gene Ontology annotation, biological process: canonical NF-kappaB signal transduction. The record is from RefSeq and is a predicted model, not a curated record. Lineage: Eukaryota; Metazoa; Echinodermata; Echinoidea; Camarodonta; Strongylocentrotidae. The coding region runs from base 193 to 1317 and encodes 374 amino acids.